Messenger RNA from Lates calcarifer (barramundi perch), 2450 nucleotides. Its product is annotated as butyrophilin subfamily 2 member A2. Bases 556 to 1359 code for a protein of 267 amino acids. The transcript has 6 exons. The record is from RefSeq and is a predicted model, not a curated record. Lineage: Eukaryota; Metazoa; Chordata; Actinopteri; Centropomidae.
CGUUUUCCACAACAAUGUAGUCUAAACCUCGGUCACUUCUGUAUGAAUGAAAAAUCGUCGACAACUGGAAAUCGCGGAAAUGGGUCACGUGUGUCCACCUUUUACUGUUUACUUGUUUGUACUGUGUACUUGUGUGCGUUGCCAUACAACGUCUUGAGAUGAAACAAAACGGUGCCGACUCAGAGAGAAAAUUGUAAACAACAUUCCCAUGACGAAUGUGGGGUAAGUCACGUGAUCAUCGUCAUUAUUUAUUUGAUAUGAAAUACAACUUAUGAAAAACUCACUUUUAGCGUUCAUCGCUGUCUUAAAACUCGUUUACCCUAAACACGUGUAUUCAGUGUAAAUCCACAGCUCAUGUAGAAUAACAUUUAUAGAAAAUAUGGCGCACAAAAUGGACAAAAAUGUUGGAUUACGAUUUUCGAGUGAAGUAACUGUUGUGAUUCCAUGGCAACACGGGGGAGACGUCAUCACGCAGGAACCUAUGACGCGUGAAAAGUUUUAAAUAGUUUGAGAGCGGAGGGAGGGCUCGGACUAUGCUCGGACAGGAGUUAGGCUAUGGAACGAGGAGUAGACCGGGAGUUCAUUCACACUUGUUCCCUCUGGACCUUUAUCCUCACCUUGGUUCCAAUCUUCUCGUCACUCGUUGAGGGUCAGCCUCAGGUGAUUGGGUCAUCUCAGCCAAUCAUCGCUGCCCCAGGUGAUGAUGUCAUCCUGCCAUGCCACCUGGAGCCUGCAGUCGAUGCUCGGGGGUUAACGGUGGAGUGGUCGAGGCCUGAUCUGAAACCUGACCCCUCAGAUCGGUGGAGCUGGGUCAGGUAUGUGCACCUGUACCGGGACAGGCGAGACGACUUGGACAUGAAGAUCCCAUCAUACAUCAGGAGGACGACGCUGUUCACAGACGACAUGAAACAUGGAAACAUUUCACUCAAAGUCAUGAACAUAACAUCUGAGGAUGAAGGAAGAUUCAAGUGUUUCAUCCCAAAUUUAAAGAGCACGGUGAAGUUUUCCUUUGUUCAACUUGUUGUUGAUCCAAACUUAUUUACGACAGAGAUGCCGCUGGAUCCCAGAAAUGUCAGGACUCCAGGUCCAGACAGUCAGACCAGACUCGGCAUUUGGAUCCUGGGCGUGGUCGGCUGCAUCAUGCCCUGCCUGGCUGUUACAGUCGGAGGAUAUUUUAUCAUACGACGGCGUCAAAAACAAGUUGGUGAGGAGUUUACCUCCAGCCAAGGUGUCUCGUUCGAGGGAACUUUGACGGUUGAAGAUGGCGGCAUUGUUCAUCUACCUCCCCUGGACCUCUUUGAGGAUUCAAACCAGCAACACCACCAGUCACAGGUUGACUCACAAGACCAGCAGGAGUGAGAUCUUUAUAGUGGAUACACUAACGACCAUAUGUAAAUCUUGGACAUAACCAAGCGCCAUCCGAAGAACAAAACAUUUACUACUGCCAACAAAGAAGAAAUGAGUCGGACAGUUUCAACUUCAGGCUUUUCAAGAAACCGUGCCAGGCAUGUGUCAACUACAGUCUGAUCUCAGAAACACUCCCUGCACACUGACAAAAGAGGUGUUUUAAUAAAUGAUUCAUUUUGCAUCCUCUACCCACCUUUACUUCUGAGUUGGCAGACUAGUUUCUUACAACAGAAGUAUAUGAGUCAUUAGAAAGGUUAACUGCACACAAAGGCUGUAAAAACAGACAUAUCAGCUAUUCUUGUAAAUAAUAACGGCCUUUUUGAAACAGAGGUUUUUCUGAUUUUAAUUUAAUUUGUGAACAGUCACAGUGUUGCAGUGUGACCCCUCCUCAGUCAGACCAGUUUACAGGUCUUCCUCAAGAGUGAUGUUUAUUCAUGUGUAAACGGGAGCCAGAAAUGUAUAUAAAUAAGUUCACUGUGGCCAAGAAACCUCAUGUUGCCUUCAAAGCUCAGAAAACACCAGCACCUACCUCUGACUUCAGCUGAGUUUAACUGAAAAUGCCAGUAACCAAACAGUACAGCUGCUCGCCUUCAUAAACCUGCAGCUGACCUGUUUAUCAUCUGUAUUUUACUGCUCUAGUGCAAAUCUCAUGUUCUAUUGGUGAUUAAUUUAUUUGUAUUUUUGUACAUAACUGUUAACAUUGUAAAAUAUAUUCUGUUCUGUUUGGAGGAAGGGUUGGCUGUGGGUGGUGAGAAUGGGAGAGUUAUUGUGUGCCUCUUGUUAAAGUCAUAUAUUUUCACAGUUUUGCACUGAAACCAUGUGAACUCUAUGUAUCCAGGACAUGAAGGGCGUGAACUGUGAUGUUAAUGACCUCUGUAAGUGAGUGAAGUGAUAACUUACAUUAAUGACAUUCAGCUGUGAUCAGUCUGCACUGAUAAUGAACUGUUACGGGCAGGUCUACUAAAGGGAAGGAGCUAAGAACUAAGCUGUGCAUAUUUUCUGUCACUGUAAAGGAAUGAAAUAAAAUAAAAGUGCAACAAUCA